CUACCCAACAACCAUGUGAUCAAUCCUACUCCUAUCAUCAAUGUCAAUCACAAGAGCCACACCCACUCUCAAAACCCCGCCCACCACAACAAGCCACACCCCUCGUCUGCUCCUUUGUCAGAACUAAAUGCCACCCCUGUUUCCACAGGAAGAGAGGGCGAGGGAGAGGAGGGAGAGAGGGGAGGGGAGGCAGUAGUUGAAAAUGGACCCACAAUGUCGACAGUGACUCAUGUUUCUCGCAAAUUGUGGCAGAGAGAGAGUUUGGGUGUGGGACAGAAGGAGGGGGAGGAAGAGGAGGGGGAGGGAGAGAUAAGAAAGAGAGUUUCAGAAGUCAGUGUGGAUACAGCCGGUGCAGUUGAAGAGGUGGAAAAGAAACCAGACCUCGUUGAGAGCAAGAAGGAGGAGGUUCGGCCCACAGAGUCACCCACUGCUGCUGCUGGUGACGAUGAUGAGAGAGAGAACACAACUCCAGACAAUCAACAUCUCCUUGACGUCACAGACUCUCCACCAAGCUCCGCCCACAGUCACCCCUCCCCCCUCGCACUCCACGCCUCACACCCUCACUCCGAGCCCAUCGCCAUGGGAAGCCGAUCCAAGUCCAUGUCGUCGUGGCGACGAAGCCCCUCCUACGAGAAGCUCCAGGAGUUUGUGCUUCCGUCAGUACAGGAAGGGGGUGUGGCUAGUGGGGAGGGGAGAGUGGAGGCGGAGUCAAGUCUGGAGAGAUUGAGGAGACCGUCACAUCAGAGUUUGGUGGUUUUGCGGACGGGAGGAGGGAAGGGGGAGGGGCUACUGAGUCCAAACAGACGAAGGAGACAGACUCUUAGUAUGAGUGGCAGUGCCUACAGUGUCGAGUCUAGUGUUGAGGAGAUGCACCCGUCCACCCUGGUGUUUGAGAUCUCAGACUCGCGAAGAACGAGGCACAUAGUGGCCCUCAGCCAGGCCCACGCCAGCAAACUCGGCAAGAGGGUCUCCCACGCACGUAAACUCCACAUCUACAACGACCACAUAUUUGUCGCCACCCACCUCAAACAGCGUUUCUACUGCCACGUGUGUAAGAAGAAGAUCCUGGGGUUCAUGGGGAAGCAGGGCUACGUGUGCCGGGACUGUAACAUGGUGGUGCACAAACACUGCCACUACAAGACAGAGGGGCAGUGCACCAGCUCCAAACUCUCCUCCAUGAAUCUGGACUGCAGUAGUAACACUAGUCAGGAUGACCUCAAGUCACUCUUCGACUCUAUCAAUGGAAUUUUGUUCCCUGGGGGAGGAGUGUCAGUCGUGUCCUCUGGAUAUGCUGCAAUUGGGAGAGCAGUGGUUCAGAUGGCCAUGGAUGCCGUGGACGCAGGAGACUAUUUCCCAGUGUGGGGAACAUGUCUGGGGUUCCAACUACUCACCACCAUGGUCGGAGGAGAAGGGAUACUGAGUCAGGUUGAUGCUAAAAACUACAGCAUCCCUCUCAACCUCACUUCUGCUGCACAGACUAGUCGUCUGUUCUCCCUCUUCUCCUCCUCUGCUCUUGGCUGGAUCUCCCAGGAACCCCUCACUACCAAUAACCACUACUUCGCCGUCACCACGGACACCUUUAAGAAUAACCCCAAACUCACUGAAUUCUUCACCGUCCUCUCCACCAACAUGGACAGAGAUGGGGUGGAGUUUGUGUCGACGGUGGAAAGUAAGAGGUACCCAAUAUAUGGCGUCCAGUGGCACCCUGAGAAGAACGGGUUUGAAUGGGGAUUGAACCAGGCCAACAACCACUCUGACAUUGGGUGGCUGUCACGCAGCUGACCGCCAACUUCUUUGUCCAGGAAGCCCGUAAGAGUAACCACAAGUUUGCUUCAGAGGAAGCGGAGCGGAAAGCUCUCAUUUACAACUAUUCCCCUCUCUACACUCCAGACACACACUUUACCCAGACUUACGAAUUCUGAAACAAUAUUCAUUGUUAACCACGGUUUAUUAUUGUUUAUAUAAUAUAGUAGUCUACAGACUAUUCUGUUUGUGUGUAAAUCUGUAUGUUAUGGUUUGUUGGUAUAAUAAUAUGAUACGAAACACGUGGUGAAUGUGAUAUGAAAAUAGGAUGCAUUGAAUAAUGUGGGCAGUGUUUGUUUGUGGUUGGUUGUGGUUUAACUAAGAGAUGCACUCUUUUUCAGCAUGAAUACAGCGGCACAAUGAAUGUCGUGAUAUGAAAUCACACAAAUUCUAUACAAGACCCCAUUGAGGGACGGCGAGAGGGUGAUAAGGAUUUGAAAGAGGGAGUCAAAACACCUGAACACGGUUGUUUCCCUGGUCACAGACAUACACAAACCCAUCUCCGUCAACAGUAACCCCCACAGGGUAACAAAACUGUCCCAGCUCGCUGCCGUACGACCCAAAUCCCCCCACGUACUCCCCGUCUCUCUGAAACACCGACACGCGGUGGUUGGCAUACUCCGUCACGUAGAGAAGUCCGUCGUGUCCCAUGCAGACUCCCGUCGGUCUCAUUAACGACCCCUCGCCGUUGCCCCGGGUUCCCAGGAAACGCUGAAACUUCCCGCUCUUGUUAAACACCUGAACCCGAUGAUUGUCGCUGUCGGCAAUGUAGAUGAGUUCGCUAUCGUCGCAGGUUACAUCAUAAGGCCAGUUCAUCUCGCCUUUGCCACGACCGUGGCUUCCAAACAUCCCCACCAACUUCAGGUCUUUGGAGUAGAUCUUUAUUCUGUCGUUGUUUCGGUCACAGACAAACACUCUGUCUCCUACCACUGCCACGCCGGAGGGAUGGUUCAGCUCGUCUCUGUCGCUCCCCUCCCUCCCCACCUCCCCAACCAGAGCUCCACUGCGGUCAAACUUGCAGAGAGUGUGUGUGGAGAUGUUGACCAAAUACGAGAACCCUUCACUGUCGAUGGCCAACCCAGUCGGGGCCUUCAGCUGUCGAGAGGCCGCGAAACUCUCGCUCGCGACGUCGUCCCCACUGCGUCUGAAUUUCCGGAUGCUGUCUCCACCAGAUUGAGUCACAAAUAGCUGGUUCUGGGAGUCAAAUGCAGCAGAGUACGGGUGUUUGAGUGAGUCCAUACAGUGGACUGGUUUCUCUAGUUGAGUAGGGGAGAUUGUUGCGAGGACGGGAAACGGAGCGCCCGGAAUUGCCUCUCCGUCUCUCUUGACCCACAGUCGGUGCCUUCCCCUCACCCGAGGGGUGUACCGCACCUCGUACAGACCCCUCCCCACUGGAGUGACGGACCCCUCAAUUGUGGACCCAUCAACCACCGACACCACAGAGGCUGUGAACGUCGCCAGGCGAGGAGUGAAGAGAGGGUCUGAGGUCUCCGUGACACAGUGUGUUGUCUCCUUUCCCACCUCGGCUCUGUGGACGUGGCUGUUGUUGUUCCUGGGGAACAGGUAGACCCGGGCCUUUUCCCUACACAACCCCACAAUCUCCUCCGCCCCCUUCAUUUGGACAGCGAUAUUGGCCACCUCGCAGGGGUUUUGCUCCGACUGUCCCUCGUGUCGGGAGCACUCUUCCUGGAUUCGGUUCUGGAGGUCGUCCUGUAGCGCCAGGAGCUCCUCGUCGCUCACCAGCUCCGUCUUCUGUCUGCAGUACUCCACCACGUUCUGCACCUCGCCCGAGGCCCGUCUCACACUCUUCUCCUGCUCCCGGAGACUUUUUAGCUUCUCCUCGGCGAGCUUGGCCGUCCUCGCUAGCAGGCUCUGCCGCUCCCGCUCCAGAAGAGAGAUGGUCUCGUCGAAGAACGACCGAAUGCUUCGCUCGGCGUCCUCCGCCUGGCCCGAGACGUCGCGGUGCGCGUUCUUGAUCCUCGCCAGCGACUCCGUCAGCUGUUGGCCGACGAUUCUCAGCGGGAAGAGGUUCUGCUGCAGGAGACGGCGGGCCUGAGAGGCGCACUUCUUGGCGGGGUCGUGACCGUGGUCUCCAUGUUCGGCGGCGAUGCAGUUCUCGCACGCUAGUCGCCGGCAGUCACGACAGAACAUCGUCACGGAGCCUCCGCCGCACGCGCAUCUGCACGGCGGCGGUGCGGAAUCGGAGGAGGAUCGGCGGGGUCCCUUCUCUUGCAGCUUCUCUACUGAUGAUACGAAUUGACCAGGAGACAACUUUCCUGUGUUGGCGCAUUCUCCGCGCAUAAAGUCGGAGCACUGCUGGCGGCAGAAGAACGCGGCGGCACCCUCGUUCGAGGGAUGCGAAUCGCUAGUUGGCGACGCAUUGUGAUAUUCUUGUUGGAUUGCAGC
Messenger RNA from Geodia barretti, 4209 nucleotides. The record is from the annotation of a GenBank genome assembly. NCBI's taxonomy places the organism in Eukaryota, Metazoa, Porifera, Demospongiae, Tetractinellida, Geodiidae.